UCUUAUUGAUUUUUCUUUCUUAUUACUUUCUUUCUUCCAUGUCUUCUUCUUCUUCUGUUUCUGUUUCUUUAGAUAGGACUUUAAAAACACCAAAAGUGAAGUGAUAAUACUGUUGUUUUUGGGUUGGUCCCCAUUUUGAAAAAAAUUAAAGGAAAAAAUCAUUUUGAAAGAUUUGGUCAGAUCUUGCUUGCUUUCUUAUUCAAUUAUGAGAUUGAUUUUGGUGGAUAGUAUUUCAACACACAAGUGGAGAUUUUUCUUCUCUUUUUCUUCUAAAGCCUUGUUUGUUUCUUAACCUACAUAUUAAUCUCUUAUGCUUACCACCCUUUUCAUCACAACUAACAAAACCACAUCAAUUCCCAUCUCUCAUUCUCUGAUAGACCCUUCUGGAUGAACAUGGCAACAGAAACUCAGUUUCAUGUUUUAGCUGUUGAUGAUAGCAUCAUAGACAGAAAGUUGAUUGAAAAGCUCUUGAAAACAUCUUCUUACCAAGUUACUACAGUUGACUCUGGAAGUAAGGCUCUGGAGUUUUUAGGAUUGCAGCAGGAGAUUGACCAAACAAAUUCUAACUCACUCUCUGAUCCAUCUACAGAUCAUCACCACCAGGAAGUUCAGGUCAAUCUCAUUAUAACAGACUACUGUAUGCCAGGGAUGACAGGAUAUGAUCUUCUCAAAAAAAUCAAGGAAUCUUCAUGUUUGAAAGACAUACCAGUUGUAAUCAUGUCAUCUGAAAAUGAACCUUCAAGAAUUAAUAGGUGUUUAGAACAAGGGGCAGAGGAGUUCUUAAUAAAACCAGUGAAGUUGUUGGACGUGAAAAGGCUUCAACCAUAUUUACUGAGGGGUAAAUCAAGAGAGCAACAACAAUUACAGCCUAUAAGCAGCAAAAAGAGGAAAGCUAUUGAAGAAGCUAUUUCACCUGAGUUGUUAACAAGACCUAGAUAUUGCACUGGAUUAACAACAGUUGUCUAAUUUUGAGUCAUUUUAUUAAUGUAGAAAAAACCUUAGUAGGAGUAAUAAAUAUUUUAUUUUUUUCUUUCAAA
Molecule: messenger RNA, 1037 nt
Organism: Papaver somniferum (opium poppy)
Lineage: Eukaryota; Viridiplantae; Streptophyta; Magnoliopsida; Ranunculales; Papaveraceae
Product: two-component response regulator ORR9-like
Exons: 5
Coding region: 388-966 (192 amino acids)
Biological process (GO): phosphorelay signal transduction system; cytokinin-activated signaling pathway
Source: RefSeq, a predicted model, not a curated record